Messenger RNA from Rattus norvegicus (Norway rat), 2213 nucleotides. It is a transcript of the gene Lrtm1, whose product is annotated as leucine rich repeat transmembrane protein 1. The record is from RefSeq and is a predicted model, not a curated record. Gene Ontology annotation, cellular component: membrane. NCBI's taxonomy places the organism in Eukaryota, Metazoa, Chordata, Mammalia, Rodentia, Muridae.
AUGGCACUACAGACCUAUAACCCUAGUACGGUGACUGUUGGUUUGAGCAUAUCUAAAGACAGAAACCAGGUUUCUGCGGGGCUUCUGUGGAGUGAAGGAGCUUCACUGAGGAAAACCAAGUGUGAUCUGAAGAAGGCUGUGUGCUCCACUUCACUUCUUAAUAAGAAGCAAGAAGAUGACGGAAGUCUGAUCAUCUAUGAAUGGCUGUUAGGUGCUCUGCUGCUGGUUUCCAGUGUGGGUAUCCUGCUCCCAGGUGUGGGCAGCUGCCCCAAGAAAUGUUUGUGUCACCCAUCUUCAAACUCUGUGGACUGCAGUGGCCAGGGGCUGUCAACGAUCCCCCCUGAACUACCCCCAUGGACGGUAACGCUGCUCUUACAGGAUAACCGGAUCCACUGGCUUCCUGCUCUUGCAUUUAAGUCUGUAUCACUGCUCACCACCUUAAAUUUAUCUAACAACUCUCUUUCAAAUCUGGCUGCAGAGGCUUUCUAUGGACUUGCCCACUUGCAGGUUUUAAACGUAACCCAGAAUUCCCUGCUUUCUAUAGAAAGCAGUUUUGCCCAAGUCAUGCCUGGGCUCAGGGAGCUUGAUCUAUCAUCCAACAGCCUCAGUGUCCUCCCCACAUCUCUGGGCAAGCCUUGGGAGAACCUAACCAUGUUUGCCGUGCAACAGAACCAUCUUCUACAUCUGGAUCGUGAACUUCUAGAGGCCAUGCCCAAGCUGAGGCUGGUACUUCUUAAGGGCAACCCUUGGAAAUGUGACUGCCACUUACUGGGUCUGAAACUCUGGCUGGAGAGGUUCAUUUUUGAAGGGGGAGAAACAGACGGUGCCAUCUGCAGGCUGCCUGAACCCUGGAAGGGAAAGGAUCUCCUCUCCAUUCCUCACGAACUAUACAAACCCUGUCCUCUACGUCAUCAGAAUUUGGUACCCUCACUAGUUCAGCAGCCUGGUUCUGUUCCGCAAGAUGCCCAGAAAUCUCCUGAGAAUAACUCAGGUCAGCAUGAUCCCUUGGAGUGUGAGAACAGACCCAAACCAAAGCCAACCAACCUGCGCCAUGCUGUGGCCACUGUGGUCAUCACUGGGGUGGUGUGUGGGAUCGUUUGUCUCAUGAUGCUGGCAGCUGCGAUCUAUGGAUGUACCUACGCGGCUAUCACAGCCCAAUACCAAGGGAGACCCUUGGCACCAACCAGGAAGUCUGAGAAGAUGGGAAGCGAGGAACCAAUGGAUAGUUCACCAGCCUGAGAGCCUUCACGUCCAAGGCCCCCUUGAUCACUGAGGGCCAGAAGACAUGACUGAGUGUGCUUGAUGUGUUCAUUCCUCCUGACCCAUGUUUCGUCUUCCAAACCAUCUAAGGAAAAAAAAACUGUGUCCAAAAAAUAAAACAAAAAGUACUCAGUGGGAAGAAAUUUAUGCCACAACUUUUAACUACCAUAGAUAAAAUAGAGACACUUCUAUCUUGCAACGUGCGUAUCUUGAAGAUAUGGCAAGAAGUCUAUGGGUGGGAACAUAAAGGAGAAUGGGGCCAUCUCUUUUGUACUUGUCUCUGGAUUAAGCUGCUUCUGCAAAGCAACAAGAAUUCUGCCAUGUGUGUCAAUAGGCAUUUUUAGGAGUUCUAGGGCCACCAGUUGGAGAGCCUGGAAUAGGUUGGUGUGCUUGCCUGACCCGUACUGGAUGCCUCUAUAAUCAGUUCAUACCAGAUUGGUGGGACUUUUAUAUGCUGUGUAUGUUACAUAUUUAGUGGAAAUGUCUGUUGCUUGGGAAUUUCAUAGCUGGACACAAGAGUCAGAUUAUAUUUAAUUUUUCUAAGUCAGAAAACCAUUUGGGGCUCUCUAAGCUACAGGGGAAGACAAAGGUUCCAUGUCUGGAUAAUGGGACUCAGGCCUAGAGCCUGGGCAAUGUUCUGAUGUGAAGGGAGACAGAGAGAAUGGAAACUAGAAUACAGGACAGAUAUUAUCAAGAGGCCAUAACCGACCAACUGGAACCUUACCCUAGAACUCUCACGACAGGGAUGGAUUUAGGUUAGGCUGAACAGCAGCUGUGUCUCUGCGUCUGCAUACGCAGUGCACAGAGGGCAUGGGUUUGUACAGCCACACCCACACAUAAACACCCUCGGAGCAAUCAGCCUACACACUAAUGAAAUGCAGCCAUGACGGGUGGGAGCCAGUAGCUGUUGAUCACUGCCCAGAUUGUAUGCUCAACACUCUGGGAUAGGAAAU